Thalassophryne amazonica is the source of this 4196-nucleotide messenger RNA. RefSeq names its product contactin associated protein 1 (gene cntnap1). The record is from RefSeq and is a predicted model, not a curated record. The transcript is spliced from 24 exons. The coding region runs from base 262 to 4188 and encodes 1308 amino acids. Lineage: Eukaryota; Metazoa; Chordata; Actinopteri; Batrachoidiformes; Batrachoididae.
GCAAUAGGAUGUCCCACAACAAAAUAAUUUAAAGGAUAAAAUAAAAGAGAAGCGCACACUCACGGCGAAGCGCAACAUCAGCAUCAGCAGCGCCCGAUGCGCGUGCCCGCCUCGGCAGAAGCUGCCUAAGAUCAGGGGAUGAGGAGUUGGAGCUACGCGAGUUAAAGUUGUGCCAAAAAAGGGGGGGAUGAGAAGAUGCUGCAGAACAAUCUACGAUCUGAUUAACACACCCUGCGCGGAGAAACGCGUCCCGAGUGAAGGAUGACUUGCAGAGCACUGUGCAUAUGCCUCUUAUUUUUGGGUGUUCAGCACUGCUCGUCACGAGAAUGUGUUGAUCCGCUCAUCUCUGGCCUCUAUGCCUCCUCUUUUCUGGCUUCCUCCAGAUACAACUUCCUCUACUCUGCCAAUUUUGCCAGAUUGUAUGGCAGCAGUGGAUGGUCCCCGUCCCCCAGGGACAGACAGCCAUGGCUCCAGGUCGAUCUUGGAAGAAAGUACCGACUGGUGGCCAUCGCCACACAGGGGACCUUCAACUCAUACGACUGGGUCACAAAGUACACCCUGCUGUACGGGGAUCGCUUCGACGCGUGGACCCCAUACAUUAUGAAAGGAGGCAACUCUACACUGCCUGGAAACUGGAACUACUAUCAGGUGAAGAGGAAUGUCUUCCACUACGCCUUCACCGCUAAACAUAUUCGUCUGCUGCCUCUGGCGUGGAACACCAAAAAUGGAGGGAAAAUCGGUGUGAGGCUGGAGCUGUUUGGCUGCCCUUACGACUCUUAUGUUCUACAGUAUAAUGGGGAGGACUCGGUGAUCUACAUGUACCCAGAAAAGAGAUCACGGACUCUUCAGGACCACAUCGCUAUAAAUUUUAAGACCCUGGAGCAGGACGGUCUGCUGUUACACAGUGAGGGGGUUCAGGGAGACCUCUUCACUCUGGAGUUGAAGAAAGGACGCCUUUACCUGCACAUCAGCCUGGGGAGCAGUGUGGUACACAACAUAGACGGCAGAACUACUCUGACGGCUGGUAGCCUUCUGGACAACCUACACUGGCACUAUGUCACCAUCAAGCGCUACGGUCGACAGGUGAACUUCACAGUGGACAGUCAGACAGUGACCACCAUCUGCAGAGGGGAUUUUACCACCCUGGAUCUCGAUACACAGCUGUACGUUGGCGGGGUAAUAGAGUCAAACCUGCCGCACCUUCCUACCACACCGAAUUUCCGUGGCUGCUUGGAGAAUGUCUUCAUUAACGGUGUUAACAUCAUCAGGAAAGCCCAGCAGGAGGAACCUGACAUACGCAUUCCGCGGAAGAAAAAGAUGCACUUCGCCUGCCGUGACAUUCUGCUCAAACCGAUGACCUUCGCUGGACCCAACAACUUCUUGCAGGUGCCAGGCUUCUUCGGGAGGCCUCGCAUGUUUGUUAAAUUUAAAUUUCGCUCUUGGGACUACACAGGUCUGCUGAUGUUCACGCGCUUUGCUGAUGAUUUGGGUGCCUUGGAGUUGGGUCUCAGCGAGGGACAGAUUAAUGUCACAAUAUUCCAGCCUGGCAAGAAGAAACUCCAGUUUGCAGCAGGAUACAGAUUGAAUGAUGGCUACUGGCAUUCGGUGGAUUUAGCAGCCAGAGACAACCUGCUGACUCUGACCAUUGACGAGGAAGAGGGCUCACCACUGAAGAUCACCAACCCUUUUAGAAUCCUUACAGGGGACCGUUACUUCUUUGGAGGUUGUCCAAAAACCAACAAUACAAUAAGAAAGUGUGAGACCAAGCUGAACCGCUUCCAUGGUUGCAUACAACAAAUCUUCAUAGACAAUGAACAGCUUGAUAUCGACAUUAUUCUGCAACGACAGUGGGGGCGCUAUGCUGAGCUGUUGUUAGGCACUUGUGGCAUCACAGACAGAUGUACUCCAAAUCCAUGUGAGCAUGAAGGCAGAUGCAUCCAGUCCUGGGACAAUUUUAUCUGCCUGUGUGAGAACACUGGCUACAAAGGAGAAGUGUGUCACAUGUCUGUUUAUAAAGAAUCAUGUGAGGCCUACAGGCUCAGUGGCAAGUACUGGUCUGGCAACUACACCAUCGAUCCUGACCUCAGCGGGCCUCUGAAACCAUUCGAAGUCUAUUGCAAAAUGAAGUCAUAUAAGGCUUGGACGGUAAUCAUGCAUGACCGUGUGGAUGGCACUAAAGUGUCUGGGACUUCGGUGGAUCGGCCAUAUAUAGGUGACGUCAAGUAUUGGAACGCAUCCUGGGAUGAGGUCACAGCUUUGGCCAACACCUCUUUGUACUGCGAGCAGUGGAUCGACUAUUCCUGCUACAAGUCCCGUCUCCUCAACACCCCCAAUGGAAGACCUUUUGGUUACUGGAUUGGUCGUAACAAUGAAAGUCAUUAUUAUUGGGGUGGAACAUUCAGAGAGGUUCAAAAGUGUGGCUGCACUGUCAACAAAACCUGCGUUGACCCCAGAUUUGAAUGCAACUGUGACGCAGAUUACAGACAAUGGUACUCAGACAAAGGCUACUUGGAUUUCAGAGAUCAUCUCCCUGUGAGGAGGGUGGUUAUCGGGGACACCAACAGAACUGGUUCGGAAGCUCACUACACCAUUGGGCCUUUGCGCUGCCAUGGCGACAGAAACAUUUGGAACACAAUAGCCUUCGUCAAACCCACCUACAUAACAUUCCCCACCUUCAGGCCUGGGUCCAGUGCUGACAUCUCCUUCCACUUCAAAACCUACCGCGGUAACUGCGUCUUCUUGGAGAACUCUGAUGACCAACUUCGAAACUUUAUACGUAUAGAGCUAAAUACUACACAUAAUCUUGCAUUUGUGUUCAUGGUUGGUGACGGUAUCCUUAACGUGACUCUACACUCUCCUGUGCCACUAAAUGAUAACGAGUGGCACUUUGUCCAGGCUGAAAUUAAUGUGAAAUUGGCCCGGAUCAAGGUUGAUUAUCAGCCAUGGGCUGUCCGACGUUUCCCAAGUCAGACAUUUGUCACCAUGAAGUUUACACACCCCCUUCUUGUAGGUGCAGCCAAUCGCACACUGAGACCUUUCCUGGGGUGUCUUCGAGGGCUACGGAUGAAUGGAGUCCCUCUGGAUCUAGAGGGGAAAGUAAAUGAAGUACAAGGUAUAAGGAGGAACUGUACGGGACAAUGUCUAAAUGCCACCAUACCUUGUAGAAACAGUGGGCAGUGUAUCGAGGGCUAUGCUUCUUACACUUGUGACUGUAACAACACAGCUUUUGAUGGUUUUUACUGCCAUAAAGAUAUUGGAGCCUCCUUUGAGAUUGGUUCAUGGUUGAGGUACAAUAUACGACAGAAGCCUAUAUCAGAUGAAGCCGCUUGGGCAAACUGGAUUGAUCCACACUAUGAUAAUUUCAGCCUUGGCUACAAUGAUACGGCUGAUGACAUAGAGUUCAGUUUCAGCACUGUUCAUGCUCCAGCUGUGUUGCUCUACAUCAGCUCCUUCGUCCAUGACUACAUUGCUGUCAUCCUAAAGAAUGAUGGAAGUGUCCAUCUUCGGUAUAAGCUUGGGCUGAUAACGCACAAGUACCAGCUAACUCAAAGAAAUUUGGCAGAUGGAUUUCCCCAUUACAUCAACAUAACCAGACACAACAGAACCAUCAAAACACAGGUGGAUUACAUGGAACCCAUAGUGGAAAAGAUAACAUUGGUGGAAGACGCCCGGUUUGAUUCUCCCAAAUCCAUGUUCCUGGGCAGAGUAAUGGAGAUUGGUGAUAUUGACUAUGAGAUCCAAAAGCAUAAUGCUCCAGGCUUCAUAGGCUGCAUAUCUGGGGUGAGGUACAACAUCUACACCCCCCUAAAGGCCUUUUUCCGUCCAAACGAAACAGACCCUCCUGUUACCACACAAGGUUAUGUUUUUGAGUCCAUCUGUGGCGCCUUCCCUCCCGUACUCGGCUAUGUGCCAUGGGAGGUCGAUCCCUGGUUCACUGGGAUAGAGUAUCUUUAUAUCCAUGAUGAUUUGGGCUUGGUGUGGAUAACAGUCAUUAUCAUCGUAGCGGUGCUGCUGCUAUUCGGGGGCCUGUACAGCAUCUACGUGUACACGUACCAACAGAAGGGCAGCUACCGCACCAACGAACCCAAGAACCUGGAGUCGCCCAGCAGCGCCCGGCCGCUGACUGAGACCCUGAGGAGGGAAAAGAAGCACCUACCAGAAAUCGAAGAGGAGUUCAGGAGCGACUAAAAUCAGAG